AUGGAUUGCAUUUGCAUAGGUAAACAAGAGUGCUUGGGAGCUGUAGCAAAUAACAAAGAUUCUUAUUUUAUUCUAUCAAAAGAUUACGAACUUAUAGAAAUUGAUAUAGCCACUUCACAUGUCAAAAAUCGAGUGCAAGUUCCAAAGGAGAAAUUAGGUGAUAAUUUGAUUACUUUAAAAUACAACCAGGAGCAUAUUUACAUAUUUUGGGGCCAGUCAGAAUAUUUAGUAUUUCGACUAAACCCUCCAGAAUUCCUAUUAGAUGUAGAAUGUGGUGGGAAAAAACCUUAUAUUCCGCAUAGCACUGCAUUUACAGAUGAUUUGAUUAUAUUUUCAACCUUUUCACAUAGCAAUAUUUAUAUUCUCCCAAUCUUUCCUCUCGCUCAGCAAGGCUUUUCUAAAAAGCCAUCGAAAUUGAAGAUGACUUCAAAAGUUAUUGCAAAUCAUGUGGUGGUUCAACCUAUGUCGUCUUUCUUAAUCGCUGCUUGCAGUGAUGGACUUAUACGAGUAUGAAAUUAUCAAACAAUUGAAGAGUUUUUACCUAUUAUUGAUAGUGGGACUGAUCAAAAAGCGAACAAAAAAAUCAUCAGCCACUUAAUGAAAAAAAAUAUUUUACAUCAAAUUAAUUGUUUGGAAUUCAACCAUAAUGGAAGCAGAUUACUAUCUGGAGAUGAUGCUGGAGUGAUAAAUGCAUGAAAUACAAGUGACAUUACAAAUUAUUUACUAGACGCAAAUAUAAGAAUUUCUGAGCAAGGAAUUUUAGGAGUAUCGUGAAUAAAUGAUGAUAAUUUUAUAGGGCUCAUAAAAGAAGGGACUUUAAUUCUCAUGCAAAUAUCUCAACAAGUUUCUGGGUAGCUUUUAUAUAGAUCGACAAAGAGGAAUUUGCCAUCAAAAAUUAAAAUAGUCUCUCAAAGCUUAUUUUCGAUACCUCAUGAUGUAAUUUCUUCAUUCCCACGGCAAGAAUUAAGGUGCCUAUAUUCACUAUCCAAUAAUACAGUCCUGCUUGUUUGACCUUUUGAUAACAUGAAAUACAUUUUUCAUUUAUCUCUUAUCAAUUCUCAAAAUGCAUCCAAUGGCUAUCCAGCAAUAUGCCCAAUGAUUCAGCAGCCAAUAGAAUCUUUAAUUACAAGCCCUAUCAAAUUUCCAGCUUACUUUUAUUUUAUAUCAAAAAAUGAUAUUAUUGAAUACUCAGUUAAAGAUGGAAAACAAAAUUCGAUAGCAAAUUUACCUCCAGAACAAGCAGCUUAUCUCAGCUUAGAAUGUAAACCGAAAAGCGGGGGAAAUCCUAUAGAUAUUCUGGCAAUAAAAGAAAUAAAAGGAACUAAGUAUGCUCAUUUACUAAGGAAAAAUGGAGCGAAUAUAACUUCAAAACAAUAUAAUGGAGUAGCCGGGUGCAUUUUAGGGGAAGAAAAUGAAAUAGGAGAAAAUUUAUUAAUUGUAGGAGAAGAUAGAUCUUCAGUGAUUUUAUAUUACUUAGACGGCGAUGAAGAACCUGAGAAUUUCACUUUAAGUAUGAAAAUAAAAAAUGUUUACUGGACUCCUCUUCAAUAUGGCUUCAGUGUCGUUUAUGAAACUUUGCAUGAGCAUAGCAUAAGGUUAUCAAAGAGUGUAAGAACUGGUAGGACUGAAGAUGUAGACUUAAGCGACAAAGACGUAUUUAAGCUUACUUAUGACGAAAUUUUAACAUGCUUAAAAUGAGACAACGUCAAUAUUAAACUAGCUAUAGGAACGAGUAAAAGAAUUUGUAUUUUAAAUUCUGAGUUGCAGCCUUUAGAACAAUGUAUAUUGGAGAAGCCUAAAUGAAGUGUCCCAACUUCUGUAUUUUGGUAUGGAAACACAUUGCUUUUUUCAAGGCAUGAAGGAAUUUACUAUUAUUCCAAAAGAAUAAAGCUGUUGUUCCAAGUUUUAACACCUUCUAUCAUAUGUGGAGCUUUAAACGAUAGAAUUCUAUUAGCAGUCAAGUCAAACAACAUAGAAAUCCAAGCCCGACCAAUCACGAUGCUAGAGCCUCUAAUCUCAGGAUACAUAAAGACUCAUCCAGAUGAAGAGAAAAUCAAUAAAAUUGUUAGAAUGAUGAACACUCCUCUAAUUUCAGAGGAUUUAAUCAAAAAUUUACUCGAUUCAGGGUAUUCAGAGGCAGCUUGGUUUUUAGUUGAAAAUUCAGAGUCAAGCUAUGUAUCUUUGCCUUUGAGGAUAAAAAUAUUGAAAAAAUUGAAUUUGUUUGAUGAUAUUUUAGAUAAACUUUUACACAAGAAGUACCUUGAAGAUCCAUAUGAACUGAAACAUUUUUUAGUUGAGUUUAAUUCUGAUCACAACUGGAAACUUGAGAAAAAUCUUAUAUCAGAAAUGGCAAAAUAUUUUGAGGAAAGAGGACAGCUUUUAAAAGCUGCAAAGUGCUUGGAAUUGACGAAUAAUUUAAAAGAUCUUGAAAUUUUACUAGCUCAACAAGGUAUAAAUCCUUCUCCUUACAUCUUAAAUUCUAAACAAAGUGUUUUUAUAGAUCCUCCUGGAUUUCAAGAUAUUGAUUUUCAGAUUCAGCCUCCCAAUUUGUUUCCUAUAAAGCUUGGCUUUGGAGAGUCUCCAUUUAUUCAACUAGCAAACAGCUUUGAAAUUAUUCCCACUCACUCUGAUAAUAUCGGCCAAUGGUUUGGCUGGGAUUCUCUCAAAGAAUUUGAAAGAGCUGCACCCCAAUUUAUCGAUCUCGCUUUAAUUGAAGAAGAGAAAGGAGGAAACCAAGAGCUUAGCGAAGAGGAGGCUCUCGCCGUAUAUUUAAGAUGUGACGAAGGUAAAGGCAACCAGCUCGGAAACGUAAUGAAUAGCAAAGCAUAUUUCAUUAAUGAAAGGAUGUGGGGAGGAAUGUUAGAUGAAGGAGACCCUAUGGAAUAUGAAGAUAAAUGGGGAAAAAGAUGUCAGCCAAAUUAUAGCUUAAGUUUUGUGAUGGAAAGUAGACUCGUCAUUGACGACUUGAAGCCUGACAAAAAAUUUUCUAUUGAGUUUUGGUGCAGCUUAAAAGCACUAGAAGAUGCUUGUUUAUUCAAAACUGGGACUUUCGAAUGCAGAAUUGAUAACGCUGUAUAUAAGUGCACGAAUAAUGCUUAUAGCUUAAAAUUAAUUGAGCCAAAACAUGAGCAAGAUGAAGAAUUUCAACCAAUUUUGCCGAUAGUCGAAAAUAUUUGAUUCCAUACCUGUAUAACUUAUUCUACUCCAAAUUUAUCGAUAUACAAAAAUGGCAGACUAAUGUAUACAGCUAAUGUGGUUGAUCUAUCUAUGGGAGAUUCUUUCAUUUUUGGUGGAUUAAAUGGCUACAUCAGCGAAAUCAGGAUAUGGAAAACUCAAAGAAAAUCUGAACAAAUAAAAGAAGUUUAUAAAUGUCCUCAUGAUAUUUUGACCGAAAAAAGAAGGAAAAAAUGGACCGCUAUUAAAAUCAAUAAAAAUGAAAGCGAAAAUAAAGAAAAAGCUGCAGGAUUAUUACUGCCAAAGCCAGAGCAGCCUAUAAAGUUGCAGGCGCCAAAAUCAUUGAAGCCUCCUGGCAGACUUUUAGCUCCUCCAAAAGCACCAGUUAAAUUAGAAGAAAAAAGCAAAUCCUUUGAUGAAGAUUCAUAA
This is a messenger RNA of Blepharisma stoltei, 3603 nucleotides long. The record is from the annotation of a GenBank genome assembly. NCBI's taxonomy places the organism in Eukaryota, Ciliophora, Heterotrichea, Heterotrichida, Blepharismidae.